This is a messenger RNA of Scleropages formosus (Asian bonytongue), 7422 nucleotides long. It is a transcript of the gene dock6, whose product is annotated as dedicator of cytokinesis 6. Bases 79 to 6426 code for a protein of 2115 amino acids. Gene Ontology annotation, biological process: small GTPase-mediated signal transduction; positive regulation of GTPase activity. NCBI's taxonomy places the organism in Eukaryota, Metazoa, Chordata, Actinopteri, Osteoglossiformes, Osteoglossidae. Gene Ontology annotation, molecular function: guanyl-nucleotide exchange factor activity. Gene Ontology annotation, cellular component: cytosol. The transcript has 50 exons. The record is from RefSeq and is a predicted model, not a curated record.
GGGGGGUGGAGGAUACUGAAAGGAUCCUAAAAGAGAGAGAGGGAAGGACGGGCGCGGGUUCGGGGUGAGGGACGCGGGAUGGCGGCGGCCGGCGAACGCAGGGCGUUUGCGCACAAAAUUAACAGGACCGUGGCUGCUGAAGUCAGAAAGCAGGUGUCCCGGGAGUAUGGCUCCCCUCAGCUUUCCAAGAAACGUGCCGGGACCCUUCAGCAGGUGCCCCUGACAGAGGUGGUGGAACCCGUGGACUUUGAGGAGUAUGUGAGUAGCCACGCCCCCACCACUGAGCCUGGCCCCCUGCGGCAGCUGAUGGAGUUUCCUGCUGAUGACCUGGAGCUCCUGCUACAGGAGAGAGAGUGUAUUACACUGGAACCAGCACUGCCCGAGGAGGACACCCUGGACCCUAGAGUGAGGGAUGCCCUUGGUGUCUACACGGAUGACUGGCUCAUCAUUCGCAGAAAGUACCAGAACUUCAGUAUGUCCCACACUGCCCACACCCCUGAGCGGCUGAGGGAGAGGCAGCGCGGUCUUGUGAAGCAGACCUUCGAGCUGGACACCGUAGCAGUCGAUCGCCAUGACGACCAGGAUGACUCAAAGCGGCGUUCUGUCUCCAUGGAUGACACCCCUCGGGGCAGCUGGGCUUCCAGUAUCUUUGACUUGAAGAACUCCUCCCCAGACUCCCUGCUGCCAAUGGUGCUGGAGCGCACAAUGGCUGAGGACAUGGAUCGCUGCAAUGCUGAGGCUCGCCAGCAGGGGCGCCACCCUGAUCUCCUGGGACUGUUCCCAGCUCCUGAUGAGGAUGAAGCUGUAGAGCGAAGCACCAUCCCAGAGGUUCCCAGGGAGCAUUCUGGCCAGAGGAUCAUGGUCAAGUGCCUUUCCCUGAAGUUUGAGAUAGAAAUUGAACCCAUUUUUGGAAUUCUGGCUCUGUACGAUGCCAAGGAAAAGAAAAAGAUCUCAGAGAAUUUCCAUUUUGACCUCAACUCGGAACAGAUGAAAGGGCUUCUGCGACCACACACCCCCCACAUGGCUAUCUCCACCCUUGCGCGCUCUGCCAUCUUCUCCAUCACUUUCCCGUCCCCGGACAUCUUCCUGGUCAUUAAGCUGGAAAAGGUGCUGCAGCAGGGCGAUAUUGGGGAAUGCUGCGAGCCCUACAUGGUCAUGAAGGAGUCCGACUCUACCAAGAACAAGGAGAAGCUGGAGAAGCUGCGGUCUACAGCGGAGCAGUCGUGUGUUCGACUCGGCCGCUACCGCAUGCCCUUUGCCUGGACUGCUAUCCAUCUCCUCAACAUUGUCAGCAGUGUCGGCGGAUUGGACCGUGCUGACUCCGACUCGGACUCCGAGAGGAAGGGUACGUGGAACGAAAGGAAGAAGAAGACGUUCGAGCGCAUGAGUGUUGGCGAGGAGAUGUGCAACUUCACCAACUUCCGCCCCGCCACCUUGACUGUCACCAACUUCUUCAAACAGGAAGGGGACCGCCUAAGCGAUGAAGACCUGUACAAGUUCCUCGCCGACAUGCGCAGACCUUCGUCGCUCCUACGCAGACUGAGACCCGUCACAGCCCAGCUGAAGAUCGACAUCUCCCCGGCUCCGGAGAGCCCUCACUACUGCCUGUCACCGGAGCUGCUCCAUGUUAAGCCGUACCCGGAUCUGCGUGUGCGCCCCACCAAGGAGGUGCUCGAGUUUCCCACCCGCUACGUGUACACGCCCCACACCACCUACAGGAACCUGCUGUACGUCUACCCACAGUGUCUGAAUUUCAGCAGCCGCCAGGGCUCUGUGAGGAACAUUGCAGUUAAGGUGCAGUUUAUGGCAGGGGAAGACCCUAGCCAGGCGAUGCCGGUUAUCUUUGGGAAGUCUAGCUGUGCAGAGUUCUUCAAGGAGGCAUACACGCCGGUGGUCUACCACAACAAGUCCCCGGAGUUUUACGAGGAGGUGAAGAUGAAAAUUCCUGCCAACCUGACGGACAAUCACCAUCUGCUCUUCACCUUCUACCACAUCAGCUGUCAGCCUAAGCAGAACACGCCUCUGGAGACACCUGUAGGGUACACGUGGAUACCCUUAAUGCAACAUGGACGGCUGCGCACAGGUUCCUUCAGUCUUCCUGUUUCAGUGGAGAAACCCCCACCGAGCUACUCUGUCCUGACUCCUGACGUGCAGCUCCCAGGAAUGAAGUGGGUGGACAACCACAAAGGGGUGUUCAACGUCGAGGUGACAGCUGCAUCCUCAGUUCACACCCAGGACCCGCACCUUGACAAGUUCUUCACUUUGGUCUACGUGCUGGAGGAGUACUCCUUCCCCUUCCGCCUCAAGGACGUCAUCAUUACCGAGGCCAAUGUGGAGGCCGAGCUAAAGGCCAGCAUGGCCCACUUACGGGGAGCGCUGUUAGAUACCUGCGUGCGCUUCCUACACCAGCUGCUCAGCAAACUCAUCCUGCUGAUUGUGCAUCCACCAGUUAUUGCUGGUCAGAUUGUAAACCUGGGUCGGGCCGCCUUCGAGGCCAUGGCUCUUCUAGUGAACCAGAUUCACAAGAACCUGGAGGGGAACCAGGACCAGCAUGGACGCAACAACCUUCUCUCCUCCUACAUUCACUACUGCUUCCACCUGCCCACCAGCGAGCCAGCUCCUCCUCCCAACAUGGGCACACCCUCCUAUGAGCUGCCCAUCCAGUACGCCACGUUGUCGCGGGCAACUGGGCGGCCAAGCAGCUUGAACCUGUCCCGCUCCAAAAGCAUAAGCAACUCUAAUCCAGAUCUAGCAACCACACCUGCCUCCCCUGAUGAGGAGGUGCAGAGGAUCAUUGGGAACAAGGGAAUCGAUCGCUCUCACUCCUGGGUGAACUCUGCUUAUGCCCCCGGGGGCUCCAGGGCGGUGCUCCGCCGGAAUCCCACCUCCAGCUGUGAGCUGAAGCAGGCGUGUGAGCGCAGCACCAAUCGCAUGUCUGCCUUCUUCGAGAGCACCGCCUACUGCACUGGCCCUGCCCGGCAGGUCACUAGGAAGCUGCUCCAUGAAGAGCUGGCCCUGCAGUGGGUGGUGAGCACCAGCGCCGUGAGGGAAGCAGCCUUGCAGCAGGCCUGGUGGUUCUUCCAGCUUAUUGUGAAGAGCAUGGCGCAUCACCUGUUCCUGACCUCCCGCCUGGAUGUGCCCCGCCGCCAGCGCUUCCCAGACCGCUUUGUGGACGACAUUGCCGCCCUGGUGUGCGCCGUGAGCGCUGACAUCGCCAGCCGAUACCACAAGGAUGUGGAACUUGUGGAAAGGCUCAACUGCAGCCUGGCCUUCUUCCUCAAUGACUUGCUCACACUCAUGGACCGCGGAUUCGUAUUCAACCUCAUUCGCUCCUACUACAAGCAGAUCUCCAACAAGUUGCAGACCACCCCGAACCCGAGCGCCCUGACCGCCCUGCGCAUGGACUUCACCCGCAUCAUCUGCAGCCAUGAACACUACGUCACCCUGAACCUGCCUUGCUCCUCCGUGACCCCCCCAGCCUCCCCUUCACCAUCCACCUCCUCCACCACUUCCCAGAGCUCGGCUUUUUCGUGCCAGGCACCAGACCAGAGUGUGGCCAGCAUGUUUGAGCUCUCGGUGCCAUUCCGGCAGCAGCACUUCCUGUCUGGCCUUCUGCUCACUGAGCUCGCGCUCAUCCUGGAGCCUGACAGUGAUGGGGCCUUCUUCCUGCACAAGAAAGCGAUCAGCGCCGUGCAUGCCCUGCUCUGCAGCCAUGAUGCUGACUCGCGCUAUGCUGACUCUCACGUGCUCUCCCAUGUCGCCCAGCUCUACUUGCCUCUCAUACCCAUCGUCAUGGAGACACUGCCCCAGCUGCAUGACUUCACUGACACCUCGCUCUCCCGAGCGCGCCAUGCCUCCGCGCACAUUGUGGACGAUGGCGAUGCUGAUGCUGGAAGUACCAUCAGCCAAUCUGUCGCCAUGGCGAUUGCGGGAUCGCCGUUGCUUCACUCCAAGGCAAACCCUUUUGCUUUACCUGCCGUGGCGGGACGCUCCUGCGGCUCCCUCUCAGCUGAGAGCAGUCGCACCCUGCUGGUCUGUUUCCUGUGGGUGCUGAAGAAUGCCGACGCUGUCCUGCUGGAGCGUUGGGUCUCAGACCUCUCUGUGGUGCAGAUCAACCGCCUGCUGGACCUCCUGCACCUCUGCAUUUCCUGCUUUGAAUACAAGGGGAGGAAGGCCCUGGAGAGGAUCAACAGCCUAACAUUCAAGAAGUCCCAGGACAUGAAGGCACGCUUGGAGGAGGCCAUACUGGGCACAAUUGGGGCGAGGCAGGAGAUGGUGCGGCGUAGUAGAGAGAGAAGCCCCUAUGGAAGCCAGGAGAAUGUCCGAUGGAGAAAGAACGUGACGCACUGGAGACAGACGACGGACCGUGUGGACAAGUCGAAGGCGGAGAUGGAGCAGGAGUCCAUAGUCGAUGGGAACCUGGCUACAGAGACCUCCCUCAUCGUCCUGGAUACCCUAGAGAUCAUCGUGAAGACUGUCGUGGUGUCAGAGGUGAGGGAGAGUGUUCUAGGUGGAGUGCUCAGGGUUCUGCUGCACAGCAUGGGGGGAAACCAGAGCGCCUUCUUCCUACAGCACUGCUUCACCACGCAGAGAGCACUUGUCUUCAAGUUCCCGGAGAUGCUGUUUGAAGAAGACACAGAGCUGUGUGCUGACCUGUGUCUGCGUCUGUUGCGCCACUGCAGCAGCAGCGUGGGCUCCGUCCGCAGCCACGCCAGCGCAUCACUCUACUUGCUCAUGCGGCAGAACUUCGAGAUCGGCAAUAACUUUGCUCGCGUGAAGAUGCAGGUGACCAUGUCGCUGUCCUCUCUGGUCGGGACGUCGCAGAGCUUCAAUGAGGAACACCUGAGGCGCUCGCUGAAGACCAUCCUCACAUAUGCUGAGGAGGAUGUUGAACUGCGAGACUCACCCUUCCCUGAACAGGUACAGGAUCUCGUGUUCAAUUUGCACAUGAUCCUCACAGACACUGUGAAGAUGAAAGAACACCAGCAGGACCCGGAGAUGCUGCUCGAUCUCAUGUACAGGAUCGCCAAGGGAUACCAGAACUCACCUGACCUACGUCUCACAUGGCUCCAGAACAUGGCUGGAAAGCACUCAGAGCGGGGAAACCACGCAGAGGCAGCCCACUGCCUUGUGCACAGCGCUGCCCUGGUGGCAGAGUACCUCAACAUGCUGGAGGACACUCGCUACCUGCCAAUCGGCUGCGUUUCUUUCCAGAGCAUCUCGUCCAAUGUGCUGGAGGAGUCGGCCGUCUCGGAUGACGUCCUGUCCCCCGAGGAGGAGGGCAUCUGUGCAGGGAAGUACUUCACAGAGUCUGGCCUGGUGGGGCUUCUGGAGCAAGCGGCAUCCUCUUUCAACAUGGCAGGGAUGUAUGAAGCUAUCAACGAAGUCUACAAAAUCCUCAUCCCCAUCCACGAAGCCAACAGGGACUUCAAGAAACUGGCCGUCGUUCAUGGCAAACUUCAGGAAGCCUUCAACAAGGUCUAUAACCAGAGCUCUGGAUGGGAGAGAAUGUUUGGCACCUACUUCCGCGUGGGCUUUUACGGCUGUCGUUUCGGCGACCUGGAUGAGCAGGAGUUUGUGUACAAAGAGCCGUCCAUCACCAAGUUGGCUGAGAUCUCUCAUCGUCUCGAGGAAUUCUACUCUGAACGCUUUGGAGAUGAUGUGGUGGAAAUCAUCAAGGACUCCAAUCCUGUGGACAGAACCAAGCUGGACCCAAACAAGGCUUACCUCCAGAUCACCUAUGUGGAACCCUACUUCGACACUUAUGAGCUGAAGGAACGCAUAACUUACUUUGACAAGAACUACAACCUGCGCACGUUCAUGUACUGUACGCCGUUUACACUGGACGGGCGGGCCCAUGGUGACCUACACGAGCAGUACAAGCGCAAGACCAUUCUAACAACCUCGCAUGCUUUCCCCUACAUCAAGACCCGCAUCAAUGUCAACCACAAGGAAGAGAUCAUCCUGGUGCCCAUAGAGGUGGCCAUCGAGGACAUGCAGAAGAAGACCCAGGAGCUGGCCUUCGCCACACACCAGGACCCCGCGGAUGCCAAAAUGCUGCAGAUGGUGCUCCAGGGCUGCGUGGGGACCACUGUGAACCAGGGUCCCCUGGAGGUGGCGCAGGUCUUCCUUUCUGACAUCCCAGAUGACCCAAAGCUCUUCCGACACCACAACAAGCUCCGCCUGUGCUUCAAAGAUUUCACCAAGAGGUGUGAGGACGCCCUGCGCAAGAACAAAGCCCUCAUUGGGCCCGACCAGAAGGAGUAUCACCGCGAGCUGGAGAGGAACUACACCAAGCUGAAGGAGGCCUUGUGUCCUCUCAUCAACCGCAAGAUCCCGCAGCUAUACCGGACCCUGCCGCCCAGCGCAUCCCAUGCACAGCGGAACUCCCUGGGCAGAUCUAGCCUCCGCAGAGUGGACUGCUGAAGCAGGGAAGGUUCUGGCAAACCGAGAGAGGAGACGCACCCCUCAACCACAUUGAGUCCCAAUUGCUCCUACUCUCAGUCCCCAAGUGAUUAAGCUUAUGUCUUGUUCUAUUUUGCACCGUAACCUGGUUGUGGUUUCGGUUUCCUGUUCACUGAAAUGAACUCUGCCACAAGACUACUCUGGGGAUGAUUAUUGUAUCCUGUGGUCACGCUGACAUGGUUCUGAGCACCAGCUGAAAUAUCAAUGUAGUUUCCAUUACUUUAUCAUUUUAGUUGAUCUACCAUAAGACUGUUUUGGCAGAAUAUAGCUGUUUUCAUGAACUGCUUGUAUUUUUUAAAAUGGAGAAGGAACACUCCUGCCCUGACUGCUGCACACCUCUUUGUGUGUACGUACAUUGUCAAAAGCUGGUGCUCCAGUUGUAAACUGGCAUCUUCUCUUUGGACCAAAUUGCUUAUCAGGUCUAGUUACUCUGUGUGUUUUGUAUGGGCCUUAGUUCCUGUGGUAAAUUCUAUACUUAUGUUGUACCUGCAGUUUCCUGUGACCCUUGUUGUUUAUGCAGCACAAGUGGGGCUCAGGUGUCCUCUGCUGGGUUAGUAGCACGGACAAGGCAACACAGCGUUGGCAUCUCCCUGCUGUAUCUCUACUGCUGUGACAUGACCAGGUCACUCCUGUAACUGAAUGUCUGACUACUGUAUUACUGCACAUUUUUUUAAAGAAAUUAAGUUAUGCUGGAUUUUUUUUUUUUUUUUUUUACUGCUUUACAUUAAAUAUUUUUUUCUUAUUGCCUUCAGAAACGGACCUUUUGAGAACACACUGUACAAAUGUUAGAGAAUAGGCAACUGUGUGGUGGCAAUAGUAAUUUUUUAUAUGUACUGAAAUAAAUAUACAAUGCUAUUCAGGCAGAAAGACUCGCUCAUACACCAGUGUUUCUCUGUUGAUUAACUGAAAAGUGUACAUAUGUAAAUUAGAUGCCUGUAUUCUUUAGACACUACCUUC